Cydia pomonella (codling moth) is the source of this 3789-nucleotide messenger RNA. RefSeq names its product RISC-loading complex subunit tarbp2-like (gene R2D2). The transcript has 7 exons. NCBI's taxonomy places the organism in Eukaryota, Metazoa, Arthropoda, Insecta, Lepidoptera, Tortricidae. The coding region runs from base 490 to 1443 and encodes 317 amino acids. The record is from RefSeq and is a predicted model, not a curated record.
UAUAUGCUCUUUGAUGCACGCUUCCUAAUUGCCAAAAAUAUUGUACAUUGUCUGAUAUUGUCUGUAUGUCUGAUAUUUUUGCAUAUGAACCAUAUUUUUUUACAUUUCAAUUAUUGCAAACAAUGUUUAUUGAAACAGUUUAGUGAAACAGAAAAAUAUUCUUUCUUGGGCCCGAAAUCGGGUCUGAUAUCAGGCCUGAUAAAGUGUUUAUGUAAUUGGCUACAUGACACAAGCAGCAAAACACAGCGAUUGAUAAUAAUUUUCGUUCGCUGGCAAAACAAGCCUUUACAAUAACUUAGCAGUUUGCAUUUAUUUAACUGACUUUGCUUAUUACAAGCAUAUUGCCGUGAAAUUCUAUUGAUGUGACGUUAUACUGGGUGUACCUAGUAAGUACUUACAACGAAAGUUAUACCAGAAAACGUAUGUUAUGAAAUUCAUUCAUUGCAAUCAAGGAGUAAAUGGAGUAAAGCCGCCUAUGGCAGUAACAAGAUGAUGAAAACACCGAUAACUGUCCUGCAGGAGCUUAUGGUGAAGUUCUCAGAGGCUCCAGAGUAUGAGUGUGUUGCUCAGUCAGGGCCGCAGCACUUAGCCGUGUUCGAGUACCGCUGCGUGGCGCGCGGGCACGUGGUGUCGGCCACGGCGCGCAGCAAGAAGGAGGCCAAGCAGGAGGCCGCGCGGCUCAUGCUGGCGCGGCUCGCGGCCGCAGGGCUCAGCGUGCCCGCGCCCUACGCCGUGCCCUGCCCGCCCUGCCCGCCCGUGGUCGGCGACGGCGAUGCGGUCGCCGCUGGCAGCGGCGCCAGGAGCUACAAAGCGCUUCUUAAGGAGCUGUGCCAAGAGUACAACCUGCCGGGGCCCGAGUACACGCUGGAGGGCGACACGGGCCCCGCGCACGCGCGCUGCUUCACGGCGCGCGGGGCCGUGGGCGCGCACGCGCGCCUCGCGUCCGCCACCACCAAGAAGGCGGCGCAGCAGCUCGCGGCGCAGCAGCUGUAUCACUACUUGAGGGAGAACCUGGCCAGGCUUACUGAGGACUUUGUUGAGGAGGACGCGCUGGCGCGCGCGCACGAGCGCGCCAUGGAGCGCUACGUGGAGGCGCGCGCCGACGCGCCGCCGCGGCCCGACCUGGCGCAGCGCGUCGCCGACUACCACCUCGGUCUGUUGCUCCACCUCGAGGAAGAGCUAGUGGAGCUGGGCGGGGACGCGCUGCGGGCCGCGGCGCCGGACGCGCAGCCCGAGGCGGCGCUGCGGGCCGCGGCCGCGGCGCUGGGCCUGCGCCUCGAGUGGCACGCGCUGCCGGCCGAGGGCGGCGAGCUGACGCUGGCGCGGCUGGCGCCGUCGUCGCCGCCGCUGGUGUUCUGCGCGCGCUCGAGGGAGGCGGCCGCGGCCGAGGCGCUCGCCUACCUGCGCCUCACCAUGAAAUUUAGGGAUCAGAAGUUAACUUAACUUAUACCUGUAAGCGCCCAUCCAACUAACCCGGGUUUAACCGGUUAAACCGUUAACCCAGUGUCAAAUUGUAUUGGUAACCAUGGUAAUUGGUGCAAGUGGCCUUACGAUGGCGCUUGUUUAAUCGUUUAAGAGGAUAGUGCAGGACCGCUUCUCCAAACAGACGUAGUCGCGAACUCGAAGUGAGGAGCAGAUUUGAAAUCGACCCCCCACUUCGCGUUCGCGAAUUUGCGCUCUAAUUGGGAAGUUCACGGGUCUCGGAAUCUACACUGGCAUCUCCCAAACGUCGGUAAUCAUUUGAACUCCGCAUCAGGUUUACAUCGGUCACUUUAUGCGGUAUAUCUGUCACCUCGUCACACUUUACCUUUUUUGUGCCAUUGUAAAAUCUUGGUUGUUCUAAACAUGUACUUAUUUUGUACAUGCUAAUAAAGUUGAAUGUAGGGAUGCACUGAUUAGUGCUAAAACAUACCGAAGGUUAAGUAAACCGGUAAACCUAUUUAGAUGUAAUUCGGUAUGAAAUCAGAGUCACUGGGAAUUACAUAGGAUAGUUUUAUUACUGUAAAAUAAUUCUACGCAAACAAGGUUGCGUGCUAAUGCUGUUAAUGAAAUAUCAAAUGGCACGAUUAUUUACAGAUUUUUUUUUUCAUUUUCGUCAUACUUUUACCGAACAAAUUGCCCGUUUUGACUCAUGACUCUGCGGAAUUCAUUUUAAUCUUAAUAAUCCUGCCGGAUGGAGAUGGUGAUUUGCCAUGGCAGUCACUGCAGUCUAGACGACACUCGGGCGAUGCUAGUGUGGAGAUGUGUGGAGAGAGAAUUGUAAUACUUCGUAGCCUCUAGUCGAUCCUCAGUAAUAAAUACGGAAAAUGGAGUGAAAACAAAGACAGCCUCCAGUUGGUCAGCAUCGAUAGAAAACAAAGUUUUAGUGAAAAACAGUGCACCCGCCAUUCUGACUGUCAGAAUGUCGGAUGUAUUUUAUUACGCAAAGAUCCCGCGAUUAAAACCAAACCAUUUUAUAAAUAUCAAGUUUUUGUACCAAUUUUUUACCUUCAUAUUCAAUUACAUAUAAAUGUAGGAGUUUACUCAUUUUACUUUUCCAUUGCUAUUACACUUUUGCAGGCGCUACCAUUUGUCACCUUGCCGAUUUAAUUUUUAAGAAAAACUAUGGUACAAUUAUUUUUAUAACGAGUACCUUUCACGUUUAAUCUGUGAAGUGUCCGUGUUCCGUGUCAAACGCAAAAGCGGUCACUCGGACGCCACGUCACCGAAGUGUCAAAACUGAAAUUGAACUUUAUGCAUAUGCACGUAGGUCUAUCUUGUUCUGUGGUCUGUGACGGAUUAAUCCGUCUUCGGCGUUAGACCUACGGUGCGGAUAUAUCGUCAUUCGCGUCAAAAAGGUUAACCAGUGCAUUACCUAUUUGAAAAUAUUAUCAGACAAAUAUUGUUGACACAUUUUCAAUGAGGGUGCAUAACCUGAAGUUCUUAUCAUGCUCUGUCUCGAAAUUUGGAGAAUUGAAAUGAAUGAUGAAGGAAUGGUAUAACGUAGGUAAAAAAAAAACAUGAUAAGAACAUGGAAACCUAAAUUAAAAUGGCGUUGUCAGUCUCGCAUCUAUGCACAACUCCCUCCAGCAUGCAAAAUUGCAAAUACCUAUAUUUCUCUGUAUAUAUAUAGGUGAUUCCAAAGCAAUUGUAAAUAUUGAUUUUUCCAUAAGAAGUAAUAGAGUGCUAGAUGUCGACUGCGAAUAUAAUAAUCAUUUUGAUACCAAAACUGAUGUAUGGAGUGAGCACUCUAUUAUUUCUUAUUUCUCUAUGUUUUUUCUAAGUACCAAUUGAUACAAAUAUUAACUAGAAAUAUUCCAAUCGCAAAGGAUUUAUUUAGAACUGAGGCUAGAGGCACGCUAAGUAUAUAAUGUAUAGUGCCACUUAUACUUACUUGUAUUCUAUUUUUAUAUUGUGUAGUCAUAAAAAUCGAUACCGUCAACUGGGGUGAAUAGAGACAAAACUUAGAAUGUGAUUUACAAUGUGUUAUGAAUGUCAAUUUCUUUAUAACUGCCCACACAGAUCGUAUCAUACAAAAUCUACUGCUAAAUUCAAUUGAAUUAUACAAUGUGUGUAAGAAAUUGUCAGGUAAAUCACAUAUAAAGGUUUGUCCUUAUUCCCCCCAAUUGGCGGUAUGUUAUUAAGGUAUAAUCUUGUUAAAAUAUUGUAGGUGUACCACUUAGCUUACCCGUAAAGUUAAAUGGUUGAUUUUCUAGUAAAAGUAACUAACUAUUAGAGGAAUGUAUAUUGUGUGCAACUAAAUCUGGGUGUUCUGAAAAUCUAAUCAGAAAUAUAAGAAAUGUUUACAUA